Molecule: messenger RNA, 548 nt
Organism: Cylas formicarius (sweet potato weevil)
Lineage: Eukaryota; Metazoa; Arthropoda; Insecta; Coleoptera; Brentidae
Product: agrin-like
Exons: 3
Coding region: 109-393 (94 amino acids)
Molecular function (GO): protein binding
Source: RefSeq, a predicted model, not a curated record
AUUUAUUUGAAAGGGGGGAUACCUAUAAAAAUCCGUCGGUCAUAACACAUCCUCCGCAUACCUGCUAAAAGUGUUGACCUUGUGAAAACCUCUGCGGAUUUAUAAGCGAUGAAGUUAUACGUGCUGUUGUUGUUUGUGUUGGCCGUGCUCUUGUCAGCUGUGUACGGCGCCCCUUCGAAGGGAUCCACCAAAGCGUCUCUGAAGAAGAAACAGAGCUGCGUUAAAGAAUGCGGCGACACAUACAAACCGAUUUGCGCCGGAGACGCAUCUACCAAAGGCAUCAGCUUUGGAAGCGCAUGCGUGCUCGAAAACUACAACUGCGAAAAUCAUAAAGAACUGAACGUGCUUAGUGAAGGAGAGUGCCCUGGCGGAGGCGGAGUGCGACUGUCUUAAGUUUGAGUAAACUCUUUAAGUAAAUAAAAAAUCGUAACAUGCAAUGUCAUUUUUUUCUAAGUAGAACCUAUACAUUGCUUACUUUACACGUAAGUUUUAGAAAGUGUAUUCUUUAUAGUGAUUUGUUCUUGAAUAAAUAAAUUUAAAAGCCUUAA